AAAAACAAUCAUCCAGUUAAAAUUAAUUAUUGCGACUUCAUUUGCGCACAUCSCGUAUAGAAUUCGAAAUGAUACGCAAUCCAAAAUUCACUAUAUGACAAAAAAGUAAUAAAUACACUUGAAUAAACUAAUAGUGUUACAAGUAGAUGGUAUCAGAACCGUUCUAAUUAAGUAGAGCAAUCUCCAUUGUAAUUUCCUGAUAGACUUUUGAAUUAUCAUUUUGAAUUAAACAGUGUUAUUGUUCAUAAUGAMSGAACAGCGCAGACGGAGUCGGAAGUUUAUUGAUUAGCCAGGCAGUUUAAUUAACAUGAAAGGCAAUAGCCUGCUGGGCAAGAUGUUUGACUUUCGUAAAGCAGUUAAUUCUCGAGUAGAAUUAACUAUUCCAACGUGCUGACAAUGGAUACGGUAACACUGUGUUUCAUAGUUAUUAAUGGCGUGUCUGCUUUAUCUGAAAUCUUAACGAACAUCCCCAUAUUUGUAUCGAUUUGGAGAACUCCAAGACUCCACACACCAUCUUUCGUUUUAAUUUCAAGCCUUGCAGUUUCAGACUUCGGUGUAGGGCUGCUUGUWCAGCCGUUGUUCAUCGCGUUUCUCCUGAACCAGGACAACAUCAGCACAAAGAGAGCAUAUCAAGCUUUUGCGAUGUAUUUCCUUGGAUCUUCUAUCAUAACAAUGGCCGCCAUCGCAGUUGACCGUUGUUCCGCCAUAUUAUUGCAUAUGAGGUACCAGGAGAUCGUUACAACUAAAAGGGCAAUCAUUCUGACGAUUUUUUCUUGGUCUUUGAACACACUGCUUCUCACAUUAUUCGCUUUUGUAAGCUGGAAGAAUUUCCAAYUUAUCGUUGCURCAUUUACAUCUCUGUGCAUCAUAAUAGUGGCGAUUUGCUAUUACAACAUCUUUCACGUCGUCCGCAGGCAUCGCCGAGAAAUCGAAAACCAGAGAAACGCGAUAAACGCACCUGUAACUCAACACGGGAGAUCGCUCACUACGAUGUUCUAUUUACAUGGAUUUUACGCCMUGUCAAUCAUUCCAAUGGCUGUCUACCUGGUGUAUGGUUUAAUACGAAAGCACUAUAUCAGUUCCAUAUGGCGUGCUACUGUUACUUGCGCACUUYUGAACUCUACUCUAAAUCCUUAUUUGGGUGUCUGGCGGAUGAAAGAACUACGAAAGGCAGUUAAAAAGAUAUUGAGAGGACAAUGAAAUGUCAUUAUAGAUAUUGAUAGAACUAUUGUAUAAUAACCGCGAACGCCGAGACGCUGAGGCCGAGUGACGAGCUUGUUGUGCAUACGCGAAUGCACAAAAAAUGUUGAUGUUGAAAGACAGAAUUAUAGGGGUCAUUAGACAAGCUAUUUUCACUUUGUAAACUGGCUUUACCUAGUCUAUGCUACAUCUGUUUUCAUCUUUCCAAAUACUAUCAACAGCAUUUUUUCAGCAAUGAUAUGAAUCUAUAGAUCAUCUGUGGCGACCAAARAUAUUCACUCGUUAUGCAUGCAUCAGAUCGAUAAGAAUCAAUCGAUCCAUCGAUUAAGCAUCCAAUUUGAGGACACCGAGAUAUUACGGGCAGGCCGUUACUACGGACACUUAUCCAGGUAUCCAUAAAACAAAUUACCAAGAAGAAAGCCCUUUACAACAUUCACUCUCUAGAAGAGWAAUUUCUCGCCUUGCAGACACCCAGAUAUUACGAGCAGUCCGUUACUACGGACACUUGUAUCCAUGAUCCAAAGAAAUUACUCUGAAAAAAAUCCCUUUACAGCAGUCACUCACUACAGUCAUUUCUUGCCAUGAAGACACCCAUGUAUCACGGUCAGUCCGGACACUUCUACCCAUGUUCCAAAGAAAUUACUGACAAGAACACAGGAGACGGUCUAAUUUCAGUCUAAUUUUCGGAAGCCGUACCUCGAUAUUACGGGCACACCGUUACUGCAGACACGUACUAAACCCUUUAAGAAAUUGCAGAAAAAUACGCUUCCGUUAAUCACAUCAGAAAAUCGCCCUUUUAGGACAACUGUUUCCUUUAACUUAGACAGUUUAUUAAAAAAAUAAUGUCUAAUGGCGUCGAACUACUGACAUUCAAGAUCCGUUUGGAGUUCAUCAAACGAUUCCAAACGUCGACCUUUUCAACAAUUGUUUCCUUUUASCUUCCACUGACACCUAUCAUAUUUUGUCUAGCGCCAUAGCCGUGGCGGUGGCAGCCCAACAAAGUCAACUGGCAAAAUUUACAAAGAAAAUCCAGCAACUUCCUCAGAGGCCGUUUUCGACAACAAUCCGUUAAGUGUUUCGUUCGUUUUGUUCAGUGUAAAAAAAAUGUUCAAACCACAAAACAGCAUUGAAUGCUGGAGAGGACUUAGYGGUAAAAGUACAAGCUUUUUGCUGAUUACCUUUCUGUUUUUCCUCAUUUUUGCGAAAUAUAGCAAAGCUACAUAGUUCAUUCCUCAGAAGAAAAGCUAGAAAAGGUCUGCUCAUACAUUUUUGAGAAAAAAGGAAAACAAAAAGCGAACAUAAAAACAAUACAUCGUGAUUAUGAUCAAUACUUAACAUGAGCCUGAUAAUUGUAAAAAAGUCAAAAAAGAAAAAUAUCAUAAUUUAGACCAGCAGAGACAGUCGAACUGCUGUGGAAAGGCCCACUAUUUACAUGUAAACCUACCCUCCUUAAGCAGUCAUCGUAGAAUUCCCCCAAAAGUCGAUUUUCACAUAUAAAUUUACAGUAAAC
Molecule: messenger RNA, 2710 nt
Organism: Exaiptasia diaphana
Lineage: Eukaryota; Metazoa; Cnidaria; Anthozoa; Actiniaria; Aiptasiidae
Product: melanocortin receptor 5-like
Exons: 1
Coding region: 397-1200 (267 amino acids)
Biological process (GO): G protein-coupled receptor signaling pathway
Cellular component (GO): membrane
Molecular function (GO): G protein-coupled receptor activity
Source: RefSeq, a predicted model, not a curated record